UAUCUCAAAAUGGCGGACGUCGAUGAUCGAGGUUCAGUUGGCGGCGAAGAAGAAGGCAAAGAUCUCUGGUCGUCGAUUUUGAGUGACGUUUCAAGUUCAGCUAGUCGAAAAUUACCCUCCAAUAAGGCGAUUGUACUGUUAGGCAACGAUGGCUCUGGGAAAACGACGCUGAUAUCAAAGCUCAGAGGGAAAGAAGAUGAAAUCAGCAAAGGUCACGGACUGGAAUACACAUAUUUGGAUGUUCACGAUGAAGAGAGAGAUGACAGUACAAGAUUAGGGGUUUGGAUAUUGGACGGCGAUCCUCUUCACAAAGGUCUUCUGCAAUUCGCCAUCACACCAAAAAGUGUUACCAACACUCUUGUCGUUCAAGUUGUAGACAUCUCUAGACCAUGGACAAUUAUGGAAUCUUUGCAUUCGUGGACAGAGGUUCUUCGGGAGCACAUUCAUUCACUUAAACUACCGCCGAAGGAAUUAAACGAAAUGGAGGAACGAAUCGUGCGGCAAUUUCAAGAAUAUACAGAACCAGAUGAGUCAACAGAGGAUAGAAGAAGAUCAGGAAUAAAAGAUGAAGACAAGGUUCUUCUCCCGCUUGAUGAAAAUGUACUCACAGAUAAUCUUGGUCUAACUAUGGUUGUUGUCAUGACUAAGACUGACUGCAUGUCUGCUCUUGAAAAAGACAGAGAUUACAGAGACGAGCAUUUUGACUUUAUUCAACAACACAUCAGAAGGCACUGCUUAAAAUAUGGUGCUACAUUGUUUUACACCUCUGUCAAAGAAAAUAAGAACUGCACAUUAUUAUACAGAUACUUAGUCCAUCAAAUAUAUGGCUUGCCAUUCAAUAGCCCAGCCUUGGUUGUGGACAAGGAUUCGGUAUUUAUUCCAGCAGGUUGGGACUCUGUAAAGAAAAUAAACAUUCUGAGUGAACACUUGAAAAAUAUCCAGGCUGAGGAUGCGUUUGAUGAUCACAUUGUCAAACCACAACUGAGAAAGCCGAUACAAGACAAAGAAAUUACCGCCGAGGACGAGCAAACAUUCCUUGCAAAACAACAGCAAUUGCUGCAAAAGAUGCCUGCUACUGUGUCAUCUGGUAUAGCCAGACCACAACCGGACAUAUCUAAGCCCCGUGCUCCAGCGAGCCCUAGUGGCAGGAUAAGUUCAGACAGAAGGCCUUCAGCUGGAGGAAUAUCUGCUUCACCCAGAGGACCCAAGGUCGAAGGUGGAAAACCAGGUGCAGGUGCGGGAACCAGUGAAGGAGUACUGGCCAAUUUCUUCAACUCGUUACUCAACAAGAAGAGCGGAACUGGUGCAGCCAUGGGACGGGGCGGAACAGCUGUCAGAAGUGAUGCCGCUGCCGAGUUAGAUCGCAUGAAUAGAGCAAAGAAAAUGGUCUCCCAGGGAAACACGGCCAACGACUCAACAGAAUCAUCGUAGGUGUAGCAAUUCGUUUAAUAACUGGUAGAGGAUGUACAACAGACUUUUAUGACGCGCACUGGAAUCAAGAGCGCUCAUGAAAUUUAUUUUGUAUAAAGCUAGGCUAUUAUAAUUUGGUCAGGAUAUGAUAGUGUGGAGAAAAGAAAAGUAGAAAGGUGUACAUUGUAUUCGAUACAAAGAUAUGUGGAGAACUUUUAAAACACAAGGGAAGCCAUGUAUUGGGCCCAAAAUCUGUUUUUAAAUGGUAAAAUCAGAAAGUGGAAAGUAACUGCUUAGCUACCCAGUGAAAACAGGGUUUGUUGUCAAUAGAAAAGAGAUGAACGGCAAAUGGAAAUGCAGUGCGGCAUUCUGAGGAACAAAAUUAUUGUUUUCUCUUGGUCUAGACUUUACAAAUAUGUUGUUGAUCUUCGAAGGCGUCAGACUCUUCCUACUUGGGGUCGUUUUUGGAAAGUCGAAUCCAGAAAAAUUCUGGUGGUUUUAAAAUCGAAAAAUGUGGAGAACGUGAAAUAUGAAUUAAUAAGUCGAUGGAAGUUUCUCAUAGCCUUUUUUCCCAUCAGAGUGACAAAUUAUCACCCUUAAACUUUCGUUAAUUACGGUUUUGGAUACUUUUCCAAGGCAGCUGUCAGCAGUAGGUGUGUACACAACAAAAAGAGUUUCAAGAAAGUAUUUCUAAUUUGGCGUGCGUUCACAAGAAGGUGAGCAUGUUCAGAAACGUGAGUAACUAUCAGCUAUCAGCUGAUUGACCUUUUAUUUUGUGGAUGGUUGUUAGAGAUAAGAACUCUUCUCUCGCAAGUCCAUUUAACGUAUAGUUAGUUGGAUAAAUUAGGAUGCUGGCUUCAACAUUCAUUGUUCCACGCCUAAAAGUGGGCCGAGGGCCGAGAGAGAAAAAACUCGAGAGAGAGGGAGUGGCGACAUAGGAGAGCUACCGGACGAGUUCUGCUGGUAUAGCAGACCUUGCCAUGUUCGCCUAUUGGUUAAUUUUUUCAAGUAGCGUCAUCACGUUGCCAAGAGAGUCGUUCAAUUCAUCUACUGAAGUGAUAAGCGCCCUCCUCGUGCGCUUAAUCGAGUUGCUAAGGAAUAACCAAAUCCCCGCCUGUUUUUUCGCUCGUCUCCGCUGAUCAAGAACGUGUGACAGGUGCAUUGUAAAUGUUAACGUCAUGAGAAACUUCACGAAAAAAUCCGCUCAAAUCUUUAUUGUAAAUUAUUCUUUGAUAUUUUUUAUUCCGCAACAAGGAAACAAAGUAGGAUGAUGAUUUUGUAGUAAGUCGCAAGGAACUCACCAACCGGACUUGUGCCUCGCAUUUCAAGAACCUAAAUUUAUCGCUUUUCAUAGCGAGCAAUGACAAGUAAUUUUUUGCUCUUCCAUUGUUGCAAUAAUUCAAAAUCUAUUUUCUAACUUGAACUCCUUGUGUUUGUAGUUAUAAAGCUGUUUCUUACUUAAUGUUUAUUUGUCAGAAGUUCAAAAUGAAAUGGCAGUUAACCUGUUUCUAUCCUCUAACAGCUGUCCCUAACUUCUUUGCGGGAACGAUAGUUAUUGUCUUGUCUAUGUAAUACGUAAAAAACACAUAAAAAGUUUUGUCGUGGGGCUGUCUAUGAAUUCGUUUUGUGGCGACCAACACCACUGGAAUAAGGCCAGAUUUUUCCAGAAUUAUUUUUUUUCUGCUAUUCUCUUUUAGAUAUUAGAAAACCAUCACUAUCUCAAUAAGUUUUUUUUUUUUGAGUUUUUUCGUUGGAAUUUGCAUCGCUGAAAUGUCUUGUAUGGAGGAAUGUUGACAUUCGCGUUGACGGUUAAUAUGGUUGAGGGUCUUUGAUAAAAUUACUGGUGAGACUGGGGGCGAAUGUAAGUUUCUAACUGUUUACCUUUAGCCUGUAGAGUUGUUCUGACGAAAAUCUUCCCGGGAUGACAUCGCUUAUUUGGUUUUACCAUCGCGUGAGGGCAGCCUCAUUUGAGUGUUGAAAAACCAAAACCAAGAUACGCUGUAAUCCCAGACCAAACAAAACAAUGGAUGACAUUAUCAAUAGCCAAUGAAAACUCAAAGUGAACGUAGGCAACCGUGUGAAGGGCGGGAAGAUGCGAAUGACCAAGUUGAGAUUGUUUUUGGUUUGCAUCUGAUUGGUUUAGAAUAUGGCACGAGAUUUCUGGACAAAUCUCAGAGUAAAGUUGAACAAACCAGAGCAAUCUGGAAUUAUUUUCGACACUCAGAUGACAAUUCCACCAAUUUUUCAUCCAUUUGCAGAUCAUUUUGUUGUCAAUUUUUGGAGUUGAGAACGUGGUUUUUACGACUCGUCAGAUUUAAAGCUAUUUAAUACGGUACUUUCCAUUCAUGUUGCAAUUUUAUUUAUAUAAUUUCCAGGUAAUUUUGAUAGUGGUGUUGGUCGUCAUACUUCCUUAAGUAAACAAAUGGCAAAGAACCUAGCUUCCUAAGUUUGUACUCAAAUUCUGUCAUUUCGUGGCUCGAAAUUACUUCUGGACAACUUUCCGUUACAUUUUUUAUCUAAAAAAGGAAACUUUUUUGAAGUUGUUUUCCUGAGUACAGUUGUCAUUCUACUGGUGAAUGUUUGGUGGGCUAUUUAUUGUGCUGUCUGUGAACAGUGUCUGUUAAAUCUAUCCCAAAGUAAAUACAAGAUAAAAGCUGUAAGAGUAUCCAUAAUAAACCCUGUUAAACGUA
This is a messenger RNA of Stylophora pistillata, 4100 nucleotides long. RefSeq names its product cytoplasmic dynein 1 light intermediate chain 2. Gene Ontology annotation, molecular function: dynein heavy chain binding. Gene Ontology annotation, biological process: microtubule cytoskeleton organization; microtubule-based movement. Gene Ontology annotation, cellular component: cytoplasmic dynein complex; centrosome. The record is from RefSeq and is a predicted model, not a curated record. NCBI's taxonomy places the organism in Eukaryota, Metazoa, Cnidaria, Anthozoa, Scleractinia, Pocilloporidae.